Molecule: messenger RNA, 1683 nt
Organism: Octopus bimaculoides (California two-spot octopus)
Lineage: Eukaryota; Metazoa; Mollusca; Cephalopoda; Octopoda; Octopodidae
Cellular component (GO): nucleus
Molecular function (GO): zinc ion binding; nucleic acid binding
Source: RefSeq, a predicted model, not a curated record
AUGGGUGGUAUGGGUAAUAUGGGUGGUGGCAUGGGUGGAGGUAUGAAUAUGUCACCCAACAUGAAUAACAACAUGGGCAUGGGGAAUUACGGGGGUGGGAUGAUGUCUCCAAAUUCUAACAUGGGUAUGGGAAAUAUGAUGGGAUCUGGUGGUGGUCAGAUGAUGAUGCAACAACAAAACAUGGGGGUGCAACAACAAGCUAUGCGAGAAACUCAGUUAGCUUUGGUUAAUACAUUACUGAAAGGUUCGAUGAUUGGUUCAGGUGGUAGAAGUAGAAAUCUUCCUGAUGGUGGAAUGGGGCUGGGUAUGUUGGGUUCUUCUGGGCCGUUACCUUCAUUGCUGGAUAUCAAAACAAGUGGAAUUAAACGACGUUCUGGAUCUGAUGGUAUGUCAAACAUCAUUAAAAGAAUGAAGAAGGAUUCUGAUCGCUCCUCCAGAGGCAAAGACAGGAUCAUCCGCCCAAAUGACAGGAGAAGGCCACAGGGAAGUACCCCUUCUACUAAAAAACGGGAUCAACUCUACUCUCAAGGUCGUAAAGACCAAUCUUCCAAUAGAAGACAGCGUGAUACUUCAGCUAAGAAAAAGAUGGAAGAUGAUGAUGAAGAAGAGGAUGAGAUGUAUGAUCCUGCCGAGCCAACUGAUGAUGAGAUACAAUCCACUGAACACAGUAAUGGUGGUUUAACAGUAACUGUUGAUGGCAGUAGACGUUCGGUUACUGAAGACACUGCUAAGGACUCUGGUAGUGAUGGUGAGAAAGCUGAUAGUUCUGACAAAAAGUCUCAGUAUUUCUGUCAUGCCUGCAUUGUGGAAUGUUAUAACAACAAGAACUUUAAAAAUCACAUGCGUGGUACCAAACAUCGUUCUCGUAUGGAUGAUCUUGCUAAUUUACAUCAACAAAAGUCUUCACAGUUGUUUGUCCGGUUGAAAGCAGAAGAACAUUUGCGAAAUAUUGAAAAAAGAGGUGGUGAUCUUUUAAAGAAACAUUAUUGCAGUGUUUGUGAACUCAAUCUCAGUAUUCCUUACAAUAAACACAGACAGACUAAAGAACAUCAGCAACGUGUCCUUGAAGUAUAUGGCAACAAUAAAGUCAGUUCUGGGCUUCAGAGAAAGGGUCAUAAGAUGGAAGAAUAUUCUGAGGUACCAGAAUAUGAAGAAAACAAAACAUAUGGUCAGAAUUAUAUUAUUGCUGUAUCUGGUUAUUUUUGCAAGUUAUGUCAUAAAUUCUAUAAUAAUGAGAAUGCUGCGAAAAACACCCAUUGCCAAUCAAAGAGUCACUUCGAAAAAUUUGAGAAAAUCAUCCGUGAAAAGAUCGAAGCUAAGAAAAAGGCUGAAGCUGCUGAAGCUGAACUGGAGAAAGAUGAAGACAACCCAAACAAUGAGAAUGGAGAAGAAAGAGAAAAUGUUGAUGAUGAACAUAUUGAAGAUGAUGAGGAGGAGGAGGAGGAGGAGGAGGAGGAAGAUGCUUGUAAAGAUGAUGAGGAUGAGGAAAUUAAAGAUGAACGCCUUGAAGCCGACAUGAAAUCAGAUGAAGAAAAUCAAGAGUAUGAGGGAGAAUUAGAAAAGACUUUGAUAGACGAGAGUAAAGAUGAAGAUACUAUUGUAGAUGAGGAUAAUAAUAUUGAAGACUUGGAGGAGGAAGAGGUAGAGGAGGAAGUGAACGAAGAGAAAAUCAUGAUAUUGUGA